Messenger RNA from Raphanus sativus (radish), 1777 nucleotides. RefSeq names its product homeobox protein knotted-1-like 1. The record is from RefSeq and is a predicted model, not a curated record. Lineage: Eukaryota; Viridiplantae; Streptophyta; Magnoliopsida; Brassicales; Brassicaceae. The transcript is spliced from 5 exons. Gene Ontology annotation, biological process: regulation of DNA-templated transcription. Bases 365 to 1543 code for a protein of 392 amino acids. Gene Ontology annotation, cellular component: nucleus. Gene Ontology annotation, molecular function: DNA-binding transcription factor activity, RNA polymerase II-specific; DNA binding.
CUUCCCUGUCACUUUUGACGAAUUCUAUAUACCUAGUUCGUUUUUUCUUCCCUAAAAUAUAUCGUUUUCAGUUUAUUUUGUUUUGUUGGGUGCAACUUCACCUCACAAUUUUUUUGUAUGAAGCACCUUUCUGAUUCGUAGAUAUGAGUCGUCUAGUCAUCUUGAUUUGAUGAGGUUAUAGUCUAACAUCGACCUUUGAUUGAAAUAAGAACAAAAGAAAGAAUACAUACAUCCCCUUCAUCUUGCACCAAUUCCUUUAUUUUCUAGGGUUUUAUUUUUAUUACAUUAGUUUUUUUAUAUUCUCUCUCUCUCUCUCUCUCUCUCUCUCCCUUCUCUCUCUCUCUCGAAUUUUAUUCAUCUGGGUAUGGAAGAAUAUCAACAUGAAAGCAGAUCCACUCCUCAUAGAGUAAGUUUCUUGUACUCUCCAAUCUCUUCUUCCCACAAAAAUGAUAACACCACAACCAACAGCAAUAAUACCAAUUACGGUCCUGGUUACAAUAAUACUCAUAACAACAAUCAUCAACAACACAUGUUAUUCCCACAUAUGAGCUCUCUUCUUCCUCAAACGACGACUGAGAAUUGUUUCCGAUCCGAUCAUGAUCAGCCUACCAACGCAUCUGUUAAAUCAGAAGCAAGCUCCUCAAGAAUCAAUCACUACUCUAUGUUGAUGAAAGCAAUCCACAAUACUCAAGAAGAUAACAACAACAACAACAACAAUGAUACGGAAUCCAUGAAAGCUAAGAUAAUCGCUCAUCCCCACUACCCCACCCUCCUACACGCCUACUUAGACUGCCAGAAGUGGCCUAUACAGAUUGGAGCACCACCUGAGGUAGUUGAUAAAAUUACGGCGGCAAGGAAAGAGUUCGAGACGAGGCAGCAGCGGCCAAUCGCGUCCGUGACUGCGCUGUCUAGAGACCCUGAAUUGGAUCAAUUUAUGGAAGCAUACUGUGACAUGCUGGUCAAAUAUCAAGAGGAGCUAACACGGCCCAUUGAAGAAGCAAUGGAGUAUAUACGUCGUAUUGAAUCUCAAAUUAGCAUGUUGUGUCAGGGUCCCAUUCACAUCCUCAACAAUCCUGAUGGGAAAAGUGAAGGAAUGGAAUCAUCAGACGAAGAGCAAGAGAAUAAUAACAGUGGAGGGGAAGCAGAAUUACCGGAAAUAGACCCCAGGGCGGAAGAUCGGGAACUCAAGAAUCACUUGCUGAAGAAGUAUAGUGGAUACUUGAGCAGUCUAAAGCAAGAACUCUCCAAGAAAAAAAAGAAAGGUAAACUUCCCAAAGAAGCAAGGCAGAAGCUUCUCACGUGGUGGGAAUUGCAUUACAAGUGGCCAUAUCCUUCUGAAUCAGAGAAGGUCGCGUUGGCGGAAUCAACGGGGUUAGAUCAGAAACAGAUCAACAAUUGGUUCAUAAACCAAAGAAAACGUCACUGGAAACCAUCCGAAGACAUGCAGUUUAUGGUGAUGGAUGGUCUACAGCACCCGCACCACGCAGCUCUAUACAUGGAUGGUCAUUACAUGGGCGAUGGUCCUUAUCGUCUUGGACCAUAAGAGACCGCUUGCAGAUAUCCAGAAGGGUUAGCCAUAUAAUAACAACCUUUUGUUGCUCUCUCGUUUACAGUUUAUGGUUUCAACUUUCCUUCACAAGUUUGCUACCUAUAGCUUUUUUACCCGUAUUUAAUGUCUUAUAUCGUUCAAGGGGUUUGAGACUUCCUAGUCAUUUAAUUUCACUUCUUUUUUUUGUAUUUUUCAUAAUGUUUAUUUAUAAUAUAUGUGUUUUAAUAA